Molecule: messenger RNA, 1197 nt
Organism: Prunus armeniaca (apricot)
Lineage: Eukaryota; Viridiplantae; Streptophyta; Magnoliopsida; Rosales; Rosaceae
Source: the annotation of a GenBank genome assembly
AUGGCAUCCACAUCUUGUGCCAGCAAGAGCCCACUGCUCAUGAAAGACACAUCCUCUCUCUAUCUUCCAUACCCAGCACCUCUUGCUAAACACGAGGAAGUUGUAGCCAAUCCUAAGCUGUUCAUGGCUACUUUGGAAAAGCUCCAUACUUCAAUGGGAACCAAGUUCAUGAUCCCUAUUAUAGGAGGAAAAGAGCUAGAUUUGCAUCGACUCUUUGUGGAGGUUACUUCCCGUGGGGGUAUUGAGAAGAUUAUUAGAGAUAGAAGAUGGAAGGAAGUUACCGCUGUUUUCAACUUUCCAUCCACAGCUACAAAUGCUUCUUUUGUGUUGCGGAAAUAUUAUAAUUCAUUGCUUCUCCACUAUGAACAAAUUUACUAUUUUAAAGCUCAAGCAUGGAAUCCUCUCUCUUCUGAUAAUUCUCACAGCCCUUCAAUGACAGCCGUUCCAGCUGCAAGGGGAGGAACUAAACGAAAAGCAGCUGAAGCUCAUGCUAUUAUGCAUCAGCCAACACAGAUAAACUCAGAAUUACCUGGAGCCAGGACAACAGCAUCAUCAGAAGAUACUGUGACAGGGGUUAUUGAUGGGAAAUUUGAAAAUGGAUAUCUUGUUACCGUCAUCAAAGGCUCAAUGAAGCUAAGAGGUGUACUUUAUCAGGCUCCAAUGAACCCAGUACGUGGAGUUCCACAAGUCCCACAAAAUUAUAGCAUGUUGGUUAACAGAAAUGAGAGUGCCUCAGCUAUUAUUCCUGGUGUACACCGUCGUCGCCGAAGGAAGAAAUCUGAGAUUAAAAGGAGGGAUCCUGCUCAUCCAAAACCCAACAGAAGCGGAUAUAACUUUUUCUUUGCAGAACAGCAUGCAAGGCUGAAGCCACUUCAUCCUGGGAAGGAUAGAGAGAUAAGUAGAAUGAUUGGUGAACUCUGGAAUAAAUUGAAGGAGUCUGAAAAAUCAGUGUAUCAGGAGAAAGCCGUUAAAGAUAAGGAGCGAUAUCGAAUAGAAAUGGAGGAUUACCGGGAGAGGUUGAAAGCUGGUCAAGUCAUUAGUGAUGCAGUGCCACUACAACAGCGGUUUCCUGAAGCCAAUACAUGCAAUACAAGCAUGGUUGAAUCAGAUGCAAAGAUCGAAGAAACCGAGCCGAGAGACUCUCCACAAACACCAGAUGAGAGCAAUGAGAGUAAUUCUAGCAAAACAGAUAAGUGA